GGUCACUCAGCUUGAUAAAAAGGUGUUUAGUUCAUUUAUUUCCUCUCUGGCAGGGUGAGAUAAAGCAACAGAACUACUGGGGCAGGAGGAGAGGAGAGGGAGGCAACGCUGGGUUCAUAUUUCUGGAAGGAUGAUUGGCUAAGGGGUGAGGUCAGAGGUAGCGCUGAAACACUUCCUGUCUCUCAAGAGAGGAAAGCACCUCCUCUGUCCUCUCUCCUCUGUCCUCUGAGGAGAGAGCAAGAGAGGAGAGAGGACCCGAGGAGAGAGGACCCGAGGAGAGAGGACCUGAGGAGUAUGUAAUUGAGAUCUUGUUACAGGCUGAGAUCAUCCCAAAAAAAGUAAUCCUUUAUGAUGCAAAGCCAAGCUCGCGUCCUGGACGCCCCCCAAAGAGGGCUCAGAGUAUGACAUCAUCAGAGAACCAACACCUUCUGUCUCAUUCUGUCAGCGGGCUGAUGUCAGCUGGCAUCAUGCCCCCUACUGGUCUGACAGCAGCUGCUCUUGCUGAGGCCAUGAAGACCAAAAAGAUCAAGUUGGAGGUGAUGGGGGGUUACCAUAGUAACCACCACCAGCAUCAUCAUCACCACAGGACAGACGGAGAGAACGGAGGAGAUCACCACAACUCCUCCAGUCUGGGUCUGGAACACCUCCCAUUCAUGAUGAUGUCACACCCCCUGAUCCCUGUCAGUAUGGCCCCUGCCUCAGUCUCCAUGGCAAUGAGUCAGAUGAACCACCUCAACACGUUAGCUAGCAUGGCCUCUGCUGCCCAGGUCCACCACUCUACUCUCUCCUCCCGCGGCCGCAUGGUCACCUCCGUUAUAAAGGAGCGUGUUCAGGACAGUCCGUCUCCCUCUCUGGAGGACGGGAGGAGGUCUGGGAGUCACCUGUCCUCUCGUCACAGCAGCAGCAGCAUCUCCAGCUCCCCAGUACACACAGAACAUUCUGCAGACAGGACCCAUGGGCAGCAGAACGGCCUGUCCUCCAGCCAUGCUCUGUUGGGUCUAUCUCCCAGUGCUGUGCCCGGUCCUAAAGAAGGAGAUGUGGCCACCCUGGACUCUGGCCACGAAGCUAAGAGGAACCAUGUCGAGAGAGAUGACUGUGGUUCCCUGAGCACCCAGACAGUCAGAGAACCAGUCAGAGAACCAAUCAGAGAGCCAGUCAGAGAACCAAUCGGAGACGGCUAUGAGAGGCUGUCGUUAUCGGGGCGGAAGCUUCCUCCAGGGUUCCCCGGGCCCUUUAUCUUCCCUGAGGGGCUUUCGUCAAUAGAGACUCUGCUCACUAACAUCCAGCAGGGCUUGCUGAAGGUUGCCAUAGACAACACGCGCGCUCAGGACAAGCAGGUGCAGACGGAGAAGUCAGAGCUGAAGAUGGAACUGUUCAGAGAGAGGGAGCUCAGAGAGACACUGGAGAGACAGCUCACCAUGGAGCAGAAAAACAGAGUGCUGAUCCAGAAGCGUCUGAAGAAAGAGAAGAAGAGUAAGAGGAAACUUCAGGAGGCUCUGCAGUUUGAGUGUAAACUGAGAGACCAUGCUGAGCAGACUCUGCAGCAGACUGUAGCGUCAGACAGAGCCCUCUGUGACUCACUGACCCAGGAAGUAGACAACGGUAACCAAGGUAACGGCAGGACUGACGCAGAGGCAGCGAUACAAGAUGGAAGACUCUUCCUGAAAACCACAGUGAUGUAUUGAAGACAACAUGGAGAGAAGAGAAGAUCGAUUCGAGCACCAUUGAAGAGAUUCCAGGGACUUGCAGCAGCAACAUCAUGGACGUUUCACUGUCACAAAAGACUGCCAAUACACAACACAGAACAAAAUAAUCAAAGAAUUGUGAUAACAGUGUUACGUGCAAUACCAAUGUCUUUCACAGAAACACAAUCACAGCAAAGUGGAACUGAAGGAGAGAUAUUUCUACUUGAUUUAAACCAGCCUGAAUGCUCAGAGAAGGACAAAUCCACUUCCCAUGUUUGACUUGUAUUCCUGGCUCAAGUUUUACAAGAUUUCAAUCUUUUGAAGCAUAAUGUCACGAAGGUCGCUAAAUCUAGAGGUUAAUUUAUUACGUUAUUUCUGUACAUAAAUUGAUACAAUGUUUCAUUACAGUAUUUGUUUUUUCUGUUUAUUCUAGUGAUGAACAAUGACAGUUAGGCCUUUGGCCAUUGUUGUAGAUCAGAUGAAAGGGAAAGGACUCCUGACCCAUGGAAUGCCAUGUACAUAAAGUAAAGACAUUGUAUUGUGUAUUGUAAUGCAGUAGAUCAGAUAGAUGAAAAAAUAAUACAAACUAUUCUCA
Messenger RNA from Oncorhynchus gorbuscha (pink salmon), 2280 nucleotides. RefSeq names its product dachshund homolog 1-like. NCBI's taxonomy places the organism in Eukaryota, Metazoa, Chordata, Actinopteri, Salmoniformes, Salmonidae. The transcript has 11 exons. Bases 402 to 1685 code for a protein of 427 amino acids. The record is from RefSeq and is a predicted model, not a curated record.